AUUUCCCAAGCAUGAAAACGCACAUGUGGGCUUGGCAAUGAGGUUACAAGAAGGAUUGCAUGCAUGGUAGUCUUUAGCUUGUUACCUCAUUACAGUAAAUCAUGUGUGGUUUAGAAUCCAAAUAACAGUACAUUUAAGCUAUAUACAUUGUCUAGUCACUACAACACAUUUAAAUAGAUUUAGCUGACGCGCUGGUUUGGAAAUCUACUCGGGAGACUUGCUAUCAGCUAAAGUUUGCUAGCCACAUCGCUGUCAGCAGCAUCGCCUUUGAAUUGGCUGGCUGAGCAGUGUGAGCAGACUUCACCAUGAGUUCAAGAGUGUGUAAGAACUGUGGGGGCACAGACAUCGAUGUGGACCAGGCCAGAGGCGAUGCAGUGUGCGUGGGCUGUGGCUCGGUCCUGGAGGACAACAUUAUCGUGUCAGAGGUCCAGUUCAUGGAGACAGGAGGGGGUGGUUCCUCUGCUGUGGGACAGUUUGUAGCUGGAGAUGCCUCUGGAAGGAACCCCACUUUUGGGGAAGGGCUCUAUACGGGCGUUGGAAGGGAGUCCCGGGCCCAGACCCUGCAGAACGGGAGACGUCAGAUCAACACGCUGGGUCACCAGCUGCAGCUGAACCAGCACUGCCUGGACACGGCCUUCAACUUCUACAAGAUGGCCGUGUGUAAACGCCUGACACGGGGCCGAAGGGUGGCCCACGUGGUGGCCGCAUGCCUCUACCUGGUCUGCAGGACGGAAGGGACACCUCACAUGCUUCUUGACCUCAGUGACCUCCUGCAGGUAAAUGUUUACGUCCUGGGUAGAACCUUCCUGAUCCUGGCCAGAGAGCUCUGCAUCAAUGCCCCUGCCAUAGACCCCUGCCUGUACAUCCCUCGCUUUGCCCACAUGCUGGAGUUUGGAGAGAAGAACCACGAGGUGUCCAUGACAGCACUGCGACUGCUGCAAAGGAUGAAAAGGGACUGGAUGCACACGGGACGGAGACCCUCAGGACUGUGUGGCGCAGCCCUGUUGGUCGCUGCUCGCAUGCACGAGUUCCGCCGUACCAUCAAAGAAAUCAUUAGUGUAGUGAAGGUGUGCGAGGCCACACUAAGAAAGAGAUUGAAUGAGUUUGAGGACACGCCCACCAGCCAGCUGACCAUUGAGGAAUUCAUGAAAGUGGAUCUUGACCAGGAGUGUGACCCGCCCUCUUUCAUCGCUGGCCAGAGAAAGAAAAGAAUGAAGCUGCUUGAAGAAGAAUUAGAGAAGAAGAUUGACGAUGUUCAAGGUGAAAUCCAUGAGUACCAAGAUGAGAUUGAGAUGGAGCUGGAGCAGAGCCGGCCCAAGUUGAGAGGGAUGUACGCCUCCUGUGCAAAAGCCGGCCCCCAGGAGGAAGAGGAUGAUGAAAUAUCUCUUCCUGAUGGGGAGGAGAGGGAGGACGAGGAGCUAAAGGCGGUGGCCCAGCACCUCAAUAAGGAGCUGUGUGACCAGGUGAUCUCUGGAGAGGAGGAUGGAGAGGGGCAGGAGGAGAGACCUCCACGCAGAGGCCCAUCACUAGCCUCGCUCCUGGGGCCCAUGCCCACCGCAGCCAGCCUUGGCCUCCCAGAGUCUAUCAGCAAGUGCAUCGGAGAGGAGAAGGAGAACGAUGAGGAUGCUGAAAAUGGAGAGCUGGACUUGAGUGGUAUUGAUGAUGAUGAGAUUGAGCUGUAUCUCCUGAAUGACAGAGAGGUGAAAAUCAAGACUGAGCUUUGGCUGAAACAGAAUGAAGACUACUUGAAAGAGCAGAAAGAAAAGGAAGCGCGGAUAGCCAAAGAGAAGGAGCUGGGGAUUUACAAGGACAAGAAGCCCAAGAGCUCCAAGAAGCGGGCUCCGAUCCAUGCCAGCACAGCCGACGAGGCCAUAGAGAAGAUGCUGGAGCAGAAGAAGAUCUCCACUAAGAUCAACUACGAUAUCCUGAAGGAGCUGAAUGUCAAGCCAUGUGCCAGUCCAGCCCACCAGACAGCAGAGUCUCCGAAAGGAGCCACCCCUGGAGCCCAGAGGCUGACUGGACGAUACCGCAAACCCACCAAUGUCCCUCUGAGCCUGGGCACACCACUCAGCAGCCUGGGCAAGAGGUUACGGCCCUUCAUAUCAGCACAUCCCCCUAAGAAGCUGGCUCUAGACCAGAUAGCCAGCCCCCUGCCAGUGGCCUCUGAGGUGUCGCCCCACUCUGUGCUGGUCGAGAGUGGGCCUGUGGUCUAUGAUGAUGUGGCAGAUGAGGAAGAGGAGGAUGAGGAGGAGCCCUGCGUCAGUGCCAUGGAGCUGCUGGGAGGCAACGAGUAUGGAUGUGAUGAUGAUGAUGGUUUCUAGCACUACUGGGUUUGGCCUGUUUGUCUGGACCAUUGUGCUACUCCAACCCCCUGUCCCAUUUGGAGAUUGACUCAUUGAUUGAGACGGCGGACGGCGGAGACAGCUUUCAUGCUUGCAGAAUGGUGAAGAGGAUGGAGAUGAUGACAGGAUCCAUUUCUUCUCAGGAUAUCUCCUUUAUCUAGGAAAGAGGUUAUGGGUAGUAUUGAGCUGGAUCGAACAAAGAGACCAACCGUAAUGUCUCAUAUCGUACAUUUCACGUCACUCAAGUAUACACUACCAUUCAAAUGUUUGGGGUCACUUCGAAAUGUCCUUCUUUUUGAAAGAAAAGCAAUUUUUCCCCCCCCAUUAAAAUAACAUCAAAUUGAUCAGAAAUAUAGUGUAGACAUUAUUGU
Molecule: messenger RNA, 2713 nt
Organism: Salmo salar (Atlantic salmon)
Lineage: Eukaryota; Metazoa; Chordata; Actinopteri; Salmoniformes; Salmonidae
Gene: brf1a
Product: BRF1 general transcription factor IIIB subunit a
Biological process (GO): transcription preinitiation complex assembly; DNA-templated transcription initiation; transcription by RNA polymerase III
Cellular component (GO): nucleus; transcription factor TFIIIB complex; transcription preinitiation complex
Molecular function (GO): RNA polymerase III general transcription initiation factor activity; RNA polymerase III type 3 promoter sequence-specific DNA binding; TBP-class protein binding
Source: RefSeq, a predicted model, not a curated record